CAAACUGCAUUGCACAUAGCGGCUACAUCAGGAAACUCCAGUUUAAUGGGGAAAUUGCUAACAGAAGGCCUCGAUGCAAACCAAGCAGAUAACUCGGGAGAUACUCCGUUAAUUCUCGCAGCCAAGUUUGGCCACUUCUCGAUAGUGCAACAGCUGCUUGAUGUCAAGGCCAACCCAUCCUUUGUUGGAUCUCAAACUUCUCAAACAGCGUUACAUGUUGCCAGUGCAUAUGGGUAUCUAGAUAUCGUUGAGCUUCUUCUCAGUUACGGUCCAUCAGUCAUCAAAACUCAAGAUUGCAAUGGAAAUACGCCUCUG
Molecule: messenger RNA, 315 nt
Organism: Trichoderma asperellum CBS 433.97
Lineage: Eukaryota; Fungi; Ascomycota; Sordariomycetes; Hypocreales; Hypocreaceae
Source: RefSeq, a predicted model, not a curated record